Molecule: messenger RNA, 610 nt
Organism: Lotus japonicus
Lineage: Eukaryota; Viridiplantae; Streptophyta; Magnoliopsida; Fabales; Fabaceae
Product: self-incompatibility protein S1-like
Exons: 1
Coding region: 18-446 (142 amino acids)
Source: RefSeq, a predicted model, not a curated record
CACAAAUUGAAGCACACAUGGGGAAAAUUAGUUUAGCUAAGACAACACAUCUCAUGAUGACCCUGGUGUUAGUACUAGGAUUAUUAUUGAGCACCUCUGUUGUUACUAUUGCAGGAAGCAAACAUGUGAGCAUCAAGAACAAACUAGGAUCUGAGAGGAACAUGACCUUACAUUGCCAAUCCAAAGACAAUGAUUUGGGCAAGCAGAACAUUGAAGAUGGGAGUGAAUUUGGGUGGGACUUCUCUGAUAAUAUUAUUGGAACUACCUUGUUUUUCUGUGAUUUGGCAUGGGACAGAGUUCAGCAGUAUUAUAUUGAUGCUUAUUCCUUUGGAAGGGACUUCGUGCGAUGUAAGACUGGAUGUUCAUGGCUUGUAGCAGCUGAAGGAAUUUAUGGCUUAAAUGGACAAACAGGGUUCUGGGAAUUCAUGUACAAUUGGCCAAACUGAGCCAUUUAAUUUUCCAGAAAUUGAUUCAAUGUUGCAUAUCAAUAAGAGCUAGACUAUUGUACUCUAUUCUAUGAAUAUCAAUAACUUAGGGCAUCCUCCAGUAGUAUAGUUUGUGUAAUAGUGGUAUUGAAAUUGAAAGAAACAAAAAUGGAGAAGAGUAAAAU